AUGGCAACACGCGCUAGAAAGGUCAACGAGUCCAAAGAAGCGUCAAACUCGCGCCUUGGAGGCACCACCGCGGCCGCAACACGGUCCGCCACCCAGCCCAUACGCGCUACACGUAGCACGCGCGGAGCUGCAGCGGCGGUGGAUGCAACAGAGGCGCCGAAGGUAGCCUCUAAAACGCGUGCAGGACCCAAGAAAACAGCAAGCGCAACGGAGAAAGUGGCUCCUCCCCUCAGGAAAGCUCCGGUCAAAGUCAGCAAAAAGGCUACCCAACCUACUACGGUAGAAGAGAAUGAUCGAGAUACUAUCAAGGCAUUCUUGCGUAUCCGGCCGAAUAAGGAAAACGAUGAACGUGAAAUAUCAUCACCGUAUCUAAAGGCUCUAUCCGAGACCACUGUCCAGAUGACGGAUCCAUCGUCUUCGAGAAUCCGCACCAUCUCCUCCAUUCCACCCGUCUCCACCUAUACGUUUACUCACGUGUUUGAGAAUACAACACAAUCUAAAUUCUUCCAACGUGUAGCACUUCCACUUGUUCAGUCCUUGCUCGCCGGCGAGAAUGGACUGCUAUUCGCGUAUGGUGUCACAAAUUCUGGCAAGACGUACAGUAUACAAGGGGGUCAUGGAGACGAGGAAGCGGGAAUUCUGCCGCGAACUUUGGACGUCGUCUUCAACUCCAUCGACACUCUACUCAGCGACCGAGUGCUAAGGCCAAAAGGUCUCGGAAGCGUAGAGUCUCUGGUGUCUGAAGAACCUAUAGGCUCCGAGCUAUUGCAAGAAAAGGAGGAGCGCACAAGCACCAUGAUCAACGAGGUACUUGGCCAUAGCGAUAUCCCGGCGCUCCAGGACGAGAACGCCGACGAGACGGUGCUCCCUGUGGACAAAAACUACGAAUACGCAGUGUGGGUGAGCUACGCUGAAGUCUAUAACGAAAAGAUAUUCGACCUGCUCUCCGUGUCCGAUCCCACCGCCGACAACUCUAAACCGCACACUAUUGGAAAUGCAGUCUCCAGCUAUCUCAACCUCGCCGCUUUGGCCUCAUCAUCCUCGAGCAACAUUCCGGUGACGCUUCACCGUCGUGCAUUGGGGCUAAAGACAUCACCAGAUGGAAUGGGCAAAUAUGUGCAUGGUCUUCGAGAAGUACGUGUGAAGAACGCUCGAGAGGCGAAAGCUGUGGUCCGGAUGGGUACCAUUAACAGACGAGUUUUUGGCACUGUAGCCAAUGCCGUCAGUAGUCGAAGCCACGCCAUCUUUACCAUCAAGCUUGCGAAGAUUCACCGUGGAGCAUCUCAAGGAGAGCUAACCGACGAUGAUGUUUCUGUUUCGAGAUUAUCCCUCGUCGAUCUUGCCGGAUCGGAACGAGCACGUAACGCUGGUACUUCCCGUGUCGGAGAGGGAGAGAGACUACGCGAAGCGGGCAGCAUCAACAAAAGCUUGAUGGUGCUUGGUCAAUGUCUCGAGGCGAUGAGAACGAACCAAAAAAGGCUCGCUGUAGCGGGGGCGGCCCCUAUUGCGAAAGGCGAGCAUGGACUAUUGGAAAAGCCUAAACUGGCCAUUGUGCCAUUUAGGCACUCGAAGAUUACCGAACUCUUCCAGGAUUACUUUGUUGGUGAAGGACGAGCGGUCAUGAUCAUCAAUAUUAACCCCUACGACACCGGCUUCGAUGAGAAUGCUCAUGUCAUGCGAUUUGCUGCUCUCGCACGGGAGGUGGUGACAAACCUGCCUGGGACCCUGGGAACAAGCGUGUUAGCACGGGGCCCAUCUUUCCUCCCUCCACUCAAUACUGCGUCAAGAGCUCCGUCCAGACUCGCAAGCACUACAGCGGCUCGCUCGCUGCAGACAAGCACCCGAAAGGUCAUGCUCUCGUUGGGUGGAAGCAGCGGAAAGGGCACUCGAGGAAGCGUCAACACUGUAGUGGAUGUGAUAGAAGAGGACGCAGCGAUGGAUGUUGACGAUCAGAGUGCUGAUGAAGAAGAAGAGGCAACGUUCUCACUUGUUGAAGAGUUGUUCAGUCGUAUUGAGGAACUCGAGUGCAAGGCAGCGGAGAUGCGUGCCGCGAUGGUAGAGACGGAAACUCGCGAAGAAGUCGCCCAAGAGAUGGAGGAGCGUCUACAUGUCAUGGAGCGAAUGUAUCGUGACCGGAUGACACGCGAGGCAGAAGAGAAUGAUCGAAAGACUGAUGAGAAGAUGGACUUGCUACAUCGAGCACUGAAGACUGGUGGCGGCACCCUUUCUCCAGUCAAGAAGGCAUCCCGACCGGUUGAGCAAGCAUAUGAAGAGACCGAACAGGUAUCAGUGCACUCUAGUGAAGGCAGUGACCUCUUAGAUGGUCACCAUCCCCAAGUCACCAAGGUCAACCUCACCACUGUUCGUGACCUCAAACGAAACCCGAUUAUGGACAUGGAAGAAGAGGAAGACGCAAGCAUGACGGAUGAUCAAGAGGAUACAGAGGACACAGACGAAGAUGAGGAAGACGACAACCUCAUAGAUGAUCAAGCGGAAGAGGACAACGAGGAGAAGAGCGAGCCUCCGAGUAGUGAAGGGGACGGCGAAACAUUAGGCAGUGAAGAUACGGAGGAGACGGCGAGCGAGGAUAUUGGUGCCGUCCAGGAGGACUCUGACGAUGACCUCAUCCCACCCAAGAAGAGCAAACCAAAGGCGUCUACCGCAAAAAGCGCCAAGUCAAACAAAAGGAUUGUACUCUCCAGCGAGGACGAGUCCUCUGACUUGGAGCGCGAUCUUUACCAUGAUCGAUCUGGAGGCGCCAAGAAGGAACCCCGCAAGGGAACGAAGGCUAAGUCAAUGCGAAUAUCUGAGUCGACUGCGACGGGUGCCACGAACUCUGUUAUUGACUUGGAGGAUUCCGACAACUCGCUGCCUCCAAAUUCAAUGUCGAGAGCAAAAGCAUCGAAAGGCCAACAAGCGAUGACGAGUAAAAUGGCAACCACGUCAAAGAGAAAGAAGGACACUGUAACGGCAGAAGAGAUGGAAGCCCUCACGAAACGGGUGGAAAAGGCGUCUCUCAAUCUACAGAAAGGUGUCCGAAAGUCGACACGAGCAAAAUAG
Molecule: messenger RNA, 3060 nt
Organism: Serendipita indica DSM 11827
Lineage: Eukaryota; Fungi; Basidiomycota; Agaricomycetes; Sebacinales; Serendipitaceae
Source: the annotation of a GenBank genome assembly